AUGUCAGAUGCCAAAGCCGAGCUCGACCCAGCUCCAAAGGCAGACGUCGAGAACACGCGAGAGCCGCAACCUCCAUCGUCUUCGCAGCAGUCAUCGCCCUCGCCUCAACCUUCUUCUCCCGCUUCCACAUCCAAAGCAGUGACGGACAAAGAACCCUCGGAGGACGCCACUUCGCGUCGCAAAAGAGAACGAGAAGGAAGCCUCGAGCCUUCGCAGCUCACACCUUCCCGAGCUGCUGAAGCUAUACCAACCAAGAAGAAUCGGCUUGAGGACUCGCUGCAGGAAGAAGACGAUGACGAUACUGUCAACCAUGCAGCCGAGACAGAAAAGGUUGGUCAAAUCCGCAAAAAGGUGGACGAGUUGAGCACCAAGGAGCUCGAGCUCAAAUUUGCCGAGUCAGCACCCGUUCCCUCUUCUAGCACGUCCGAAGUCGACGAAACAGUACAAGACGCUGCCUCCAAAACUGCUCAGGGGCCUGCAGAAACGACCGAGUCCCAGACAAAAUUUGCGCUCGCACAGCCAACCAAAGCGUCCCAGCAACCACCCGCUCGCACUCAGCCAACCUUCUCUUCUUUCAGCUCGAAAUCCUCUCCUUUCAGCUCGGUCCCUUCCUCCUCAGGGUCCUCGUCUGCUACCACUAGCAGAGGCGGGUUUUCUGCUUUCUCUGCCAAAAGCUCCUCACCUCUAGCCGGAGCAGGGAUCAAACCCAGCAGCCUCGGCUCCAGCAUUGGUGUUCACCACGAAGAAAAUGGAUCCGUGUCUCCUCUAGUAUCUGUGUCCUCAAAGCCCAUUGUCAAAGGCUCCACAUUUGGUUUCGGUGCUUUCGCAGGCGCUAGUCCGUUAGCCAAGCCAAAAGCCGCCUCCCCUACGGUAUCUGAGAAAGACUCCGACAAGUCACAAUCUGUCGAUGACAGGGCCAGCUUCACGGAGAAGCUUCUCAAUCAUGACAAGGACACUGUUGCUGCCUCCGAGACAAGGACAAAGCCGCUGCUUGAGCCAACCGAGGUGGAAUCGAAAACCGGAGAAGAAGAUGAAGAAAGCAUUCACAGCAUCCGCGCCAAGUUAUACACUAUGGCCCCAGACCAGUCUUGGAAAGAACGAGGUACCGGCACGCUGCGUGUCAACGUCCCAAAGAGCCCAGCCGACAAACGCGCAGCUCGUCUCGUCAUGAGGGCCGAUGGCAUUCUCAGAGUCAUUCUCAACGUCGCACUUUUCAAGGGAAUGAAGUGCGAGCUUCACGAAAAGUUCGUUCGCAUCGUCGCCUUGGAAGACACAAAACCCGUGCAUUAUGCUAUCAAGCUCAGCAACCCUAACAAUGCAGCUGCACUCAUGGACGUCCUAGACGACUUUGUUGGCUCGGCAGAAAACGCUUCUAACGCAUGA
Messenger RNA from Mycosarcoma maydis (corn smut), 1383 nucleotides. RefSeq lists its product as uncharacterized. The transcript is spliced from 3 exons. Gene Ontology annotation, biological process: intracellular transport. Gene Ontology annotation, molecular function: GTPase activator activity. Gene Ontology annotation, cellular component: nuclear pore; cytoplasm. The coding region runs from base 1 to 1383 and encodes 460 amino acids. Lineage: Eukaryota; Fungi; Basidiomycota; Ustilaginomycetes; Ustilaginales. The record is from RefSeq and is a predicted model, not a curated record.